GUCAACCAUUUCUCUUCCAACCACAGAGGAAGAUAACGAGAACUUGGGGACUUUUCUUCUCGACAAGUUUCGUGUGCCUGAGUUACAUUCUCGGACAGACUCAGCAGCCGUCGUGUUGUCGUUUCAGGAUCAAUAACUUGGAUGACGUCUUUGGUGUGAGUGUGCGAAGUAACGGGACCUGGACUGAACAUAGUUUUCCUUUCUUUCAUUCAUUUUAUUUGAAUAAAAUGGCGUGCGAAGGAAAUGGUAUGUCAGAUGAAAGAAUCGGAGAAGCCCUGAUAAAGGAGGAGGCGUACAUUCGCGAGGUGGAUCGACGGGAACGCUAAUCUGUGUCCUCUCUUGCGGAGUUUCACCUGAAUGCCGGCCCGUUUCCCUCUGUGGCGCCGCUUCCGUCUCCAUGCGGCGAAAACCGCGGACGCCGCUCCGAGUCAUAGAGGAAGAGCUAAGGACUGUGCCCUCAGAUGAUAUCCCUCCUCUCACUCCACUGGCUGUGAAAGUAAAUACUAGUGAAGAGCAGAAGAUUGUGACCCAGCUUGGCAAAAUGAUCCGAAUUAUUGGUGACAGGGUCAAAGAUGACAAGGAGUUCCAAGAUGCAAUUGAUGGUGUGGCUUGUGUGGAAGGAUCCAAGUGGGAAAAAUUCAAGGUAGUGGCCGACAAAGUCUUUGAACAUGGCAUUACCUGGGAGAGAAUAGCUGUGCUCUUCUACGUUGCAGGGAAACUAGCACUCAAGAUGGUGGAGGCUCACCUGCCACAGUCAGUGAGGGAGAUCCUGAUUUGGACUGUGGAUUUCUUCCGGAAAAAUCUACUGAGCUGGAUUCGGGAACAUGGUGGAUGGAUCAGCAGUUUCUCAGAGCUGACAACAUCCUCCAUGCAGACCGUGGGAUUGAACUCCCAAAACUAUAUCCUCAUCAUCAUCUUCUGUGCUGGCCUGGCUCUAGGAAGUGUUAUCACCUGGAGGCUGACCAGACACUGCUAAGGACCCUCAUACAACAUGCUGCUUGCUUACCCAGUUGCCACUAUUUUACUUUUCUUUUUAUUUUAUUUUUUGGAGGAUUAUAUGUGUAAAGUUGAAAAUGUUUUGGCACCACGAUGUCAAAUAUGGUACUUUGGUAUUUUCAUACUUCUAUUGAGACUGUAUUUUAUGAAAUAUUAUGUGUGUUAUCCUUCGUGUGAUUAUGACACAAAAUAAAAACAAAAUGGCAGCAUU
Phyllopteryx taeniolatus (common seadragon) is the source of this 1207-nucleotide messenger RNA. Its product is annotated as apoptosis regulator BAX-like. Gene Ontology annotation, molecular function: channel activity; protein heterodimerization activity; protein homodimerization activity. The record is from RefSeq and is a predicted model, not a curated record. Gene Ontology annotation, biological process: intrinsic apoptotic signaling pathway in response to DNA damage; positive regulation of apoptotic process; release of cytochrome c from mitochondria. Gene Ontology annotation, cellular component: mitochondrial outer membrane. The transcript is spliced from 7 exons. The coding region runs from base 398 to 976 and encodes 192 amino acids. Lineage: Eukaryota; Metazoa; Chordata; Actinopteri; Syngnathiformes; Syngnathidae.